GAGAAGCGGCCUUUGUUCAAACCCGACCCAUUGUUGGUGUUGUCGAGGUCCUGUGAUCGCGUGUUCGUAGAGGCAGAGCAGAGCUUUUCCUCUUCUCAUUUCUGGUACCAAUGUUCGACUUCGAUGGCCGAACAGAUCGCUCAUGCACCUCACCACCACGGCUACAACAAAAGUCUUGAAUUCACUCUCUCCAUAUGUUUGUGCUACACCUUGUGUAUGCUUAGCCUGCGACUGUAUAUCCGAUGGAGGAGACUUGGUGUUGACGACUUGAUAGUCUUGUUGGCCACGAUGAAUCAUCUAACGUGCCACAUUUCGCAGGCUCUGGCAUCGAUAUUCUUUGGCUGUAGCUAUGCCGCGAAAGACGCUGGGCUGGCUCGCCCCAUGAGACUCUUUGUUGCGCACCAGAACAAAGUUGACAGACUGAACGCGCUGGUGUUAGCCAGCAAUCUAGCAUGGAUCACAGCGCUAUGUGUGUCGAAACUGGCUGUGAUAUCAAUGCUGCUCCGCACGACGCUUAAGGCCGCGCACCAACGACUUCAGUACUCUGUUGGUGUUUCAGUCUUAAUUCAAUGCGUCUCUUCCAUCAUUUUGUUGACCGCUAGAUGCACUGGCUUUACAGGCUUUGCUUGGGAUAUAUCGUCGAACGACACAGCCUGCCCUCGCCAGGGGCUUAGAUGGCGUGUCAUCACAGGUCUCGACAUCGCGACCGAACUCAUGAUACUCGUUCUCCCACUCCAGCUGGUCUGGAAGUUACAGAUGCGUCCGAAGAGUAAAUUCGUCGUCAUAAUGGCGUUCUGGCUUCGCAUUCCCACAAUCGUAUUCACCAUCCUGCGCAACGGCGCAACGAAAGACCUAAGCUCCACUGCCGACGUCUCGCUCACAGCGGCCAUGGUCGUCAUCUGGCAAGCAAUACAGAUGACCUAUUCGAUCGCCGCAGCCACCAUCGCAGCACUCAAGCGCUUCACCGAGAGUCUGAAUACAGGAUUCGGACACGGCAAGCUGAUCAGUGUACACGGGAAUACCCAAAGCUAUGACUUGUCCGAUCGCAGUGCGUCGAUCAAGAAUUCGAGGGCUGCUCAGCCGCUCAGCGGGAUGGGCAAGAGCCAUACACACCAUGAGGAAAUUCAGGCUCCACAUCAAUUGAUGCACCAUGAGGCUGUUGUGUUGUCGAGUGGUUUGGCUCAAACAACAGCGUCUAAGUCGCUUGUGAGAGAUGGAAGCAUCGCGCACAACGAACAAUCUCCAAUUUAUCUAGGAGAGGACUCCUUGGUAGUAACAGAAUGAGAUGUCCAGCUAGAGGGAGUUAGGGAGAGGAUGAUCUCAAGUCAGUUGUGAGAAAUUUGGCCUGGUCAUUGCGAG
Messenger RNA from Boeremia exigua, 1359 nucleotides. RefSeq lists its product as uncharacterized. The transcript is spliced from 3 exons. Lineage: Eukaryota; Fungi; Ascomycota; Dothideomycetes; Pleosporales; Didymellaceae. Bases 124 to 1284 code for a protein of 386 amino acids. The record is from RefSeq and is a predicted model, not a curated record.